AUGGCGGCCCCUUUAGAUCGCUUCCCUCCCACGACAGCCGCGUACGUGAUCGCGACGGCCAUUAUCGCCGGCAUCACGGGAUAUUUCAUCGGCCAAGGUGCCUCGCUGGGCCUGUUCAGAGAGAAGCAGGGCUGGCCCAACGGCUACGAUGUCAAGGUCCACAAGGACUCCUCCGACGAGGAGGAGGACAACGAAGACUCCGAGGACUACGAAAGCGACUCGGAGGAAGAAGGCAAUGGCGAAGAGCUGUCCAACUUCAAGGACAACGCCGAGGAAGUGAAGCUGGUGCUGGUUGUGCGGACGGACUUGGGCAUGACCAAGGGCAAAAUUGCCGCCCAGUGCUCCCACGCUACCCUCGCCUGCUACAAAUAUUUCCUCGCGCACUCGCCUGACUCCCCCAUUCUGCGCCGCUGGGAGCGCGGUGGCCAGGCAAAGAUUGCGCUGCAGAUCAAGGCUGAGGACGAGCUGCUGCUGCUUCAGGCCCAGGCUAUGAGCCUCGGGCUCUGCGCGCGCGUUAUUCAGGACGCUGGGCGCACUCAGAUCGCGAGUGGCAGCCGCACGGUGCUGGGCGUCUUGGGACCAAAGAGCGUUGUCGACGGUGUGACUGGUCACUUGAAGCUGCUGUAA
Molecule: messenger RNA, 627 nt
Organism: Penicillium canariense
Lineage: Eukaryota; Fungi; Ascomycota; Eurotiomycetes; Eurotiales; Aspergillaceae
Product: aminoacyl-tRNA hydrolase PTH2
Exons: 2
Coding region: 1-627 (208 amino acids)
Cellular component (GO): cytosol; mitochondrion
Molecular function (GO): peptidyl-tRNA hydrolase activity
Source: RefSeq, a predicted model, not a curated record